Molecule: messenger RNA, 1297 nt
Organism: Perca fluviatilis (European perch)
Lineage: Eukaryota; Metazoa; Chordata; Actinopteri; Perciformes; Percidae
Product: lysophosphatidic acid receptor 6-like
Exons: 1
Coding region: 193-1062 (289 amino acids)
Biological process (GO): positive regulation of Rho protein signal transduction; phospholipase C-activating G protein-coupled receptor signaling pathway
Cellular component (GO): membrane
Molecular function (GO): lysophosphatidic acid receptor activity
Source: RefSeq, a predicted model, not a curated record
CACAGUUUCACUUGAACUUUGCAGUACCUCAAAGUUGUUUCCUGUUUAAACAUUCUCAGUCACUUCCACAUGUAGCAACAACCUUUGUUCAAUUUGAUCUUGAGACAUCUGAUUUGUGAGCAGACACGGUUCUUGUGGCUUUGUCGCAGUUACAUUCACUCGCCUGCACUUCAUAUUCCUCAGAAGAGAAACAUGUUCAACUGUACAUUAGAAAAUGGGACGGAGCGGGAUAUGAGGAACACGCCGUACGCUCUGGUGUUUGGAUCUGUAAUGAUGCUGGGUCUGCCUCUCAAUGCUGUGUCGCUGUGGAUUCUGUUACGCUGCCACAGCCUCAAAUCCCCCAGUGUCGUCUUCAUGGUCAACCUGGCAAUCUCUGACCUGCUGCUCGUCAUCUCCUUGCCCAUGAGGGUCUACUUUUACGCAACGGGCACUUGGCCUCUGGGCAAUAAGGCAUGUAUCUGGACCACAAUGCUCUUUCGCAACAACAUCCGCUCCAGCUUCAUCUUCAUCACCUUCAUUAGUGUGGACCGACUGCUGGCUGUCGUCUACCCUCUGAGGUCACGCCAUCUCCGAACCACUUCCAACGCCUUGAAAGCUGUUGUACUCGUUUGGCUGUUUUUGUUUGCGUUGAACAUCCCAGAAAGUGUGAAAUUUUUUAUAUUUUUAGACACAAAUAAUGAAUCUACCUGUUUUGAAUUUCGUUGCAAUCCGCCGCAUAUAUUGGCUCAUCCUCAGGCUGUGUUUGUGCUCACUAUGCUGGCAGUCAACAUUGUGUCCACUGCUCUGGUGUCUUGGACUCUACACAGACAUCUGAAUGACUCCGCAAGGAUAAACAACAAGGUGAAUGUCAUGAUGAUUUUUGCCAUGAACCUGAUGAUGAUCACCGUAUUUUUCUUGCCUGUGUCAUUGGUUGUCAUCUUUGAAAGCUGGAGACAUGCUCACACACCACUCAUAUGUCUUGCUAGUGUGAACUGCUGUCUGGAUCCUCUGUUGUAUUACUUUUCUUUUGAUGGUUUCUGGAAGAGGAAAGAAGAUGUGGACACCUCUGUUGCAAGAGAAUAGUUUGUGAUAACAAUAGACAGGGACAGGUGGGUUUAAAUACUGUUUAAACAGCAUUAUUUGUGUGUGGAUCUGCAAUAUAAAGGUUACACGGUGACAAUGUAUGUAUAUAGAAUGUAUUUUUCUAGCCCUCCUUCCCCUUUCCCUAAGUGGCUUUGCCACUUGUCAGGCCGCAAUUGUAAAUAAGAACCUGUUCUUAAUGACUUGCCUGAAAAAAUAAAGGUACAAAAAAAUCUUA